CCGUCUGUCUGUCUGAGAUUAGAACUGGAUCUCAUUACAGAGAGAGUGAGGCGCUCUGCGUCGGACGCUGGGUCUCGGUGAAGGUGCAUCACUGUUCUACAAAGUAUCUGCACAGGAACGCUGUAAUGUUUGUUCACCGGAGAAUUACCAGGUUAACAUCGUUUCAAAAAUGGUGCAUGGUGUAGCCUCGUAAGACUUGGCGAAAUGAUGCGCAUUUUGUCACAAGAUCAAGUGAGAAAGACCCAUGUUGCCCCCUGAAUAAACUGAAGGGAGCUCUAGAAAGGGAAGCUGCUGAAAGAGAAGUUACAUAAACAGAAAACCAAAGAGUACAAGAACAGCAAAUUUCUUGGAGAAGGAAACUCACACUGGAAGUUCUGCUUGACCUUCUGGGUGACCUGCAGAGUCGAGGUGAAUCAUGCAGGGCUGCGAGGUUGGUACCAGGGUGCGCUACUGGCUGACUCUGGCUUCGGGGAUGCUGGAGUGUCUGUGCUUUGCUGGUGUGGUGUUUGGUUACGCCUCUCUGGUGUUUGUGCUGAAGGAAGAUGGAUACUUUGACGAGCUGUGCAUCAACAGCAACAGCAGCACCACGAACGUCACAGACUGUAGUAGGCAGGAUGAGCAGUUCUCUCUGGCCUUCACGAUUGCCUCGUUCCUCAACAACUUCCUGAACCUCGUCAAUGGCUACCUCUUUGAUCGCUUUGGCACCAUGGUGAUGAGGCUUCUGGCAAUAUCCUGUUACACGACUGGAACCCUUCUUAUGGCCUUUUCCAGUGCAGCUUCCUCACUGCUGCUUUUCCCAGCCUUGUCCUGCAUGGCUGUUGGAGGUUUGCUGCUUCUUCUAACUAACAUUCAGGUGGGGAACCUCUUUGCUGCCCAUCGUUCCACCAUCAUCACCCUCUACAACGGUGCCUUCGACUCCUCCUCAGCUGUGUUUCUCAUCGUCAAGGUUCUGUAUGAGCAGGGAAUCUCUCUUCGCUCUUCCUUCCUCUUCUUGUCGAUCUGCAGCGUCAUUCAUGUAUUAAGAACUUUGCUGCUCAUGCCGAGAACCCACAUCCCUUAUCUUCUGCCUCAGGGCUACACCUACGGAGUGCAAUGUGGAAAAGCCAACACUUACAACGUGGAGCAGGUUGAGAAGAUGGGAGCUGGAGCUAUGACGGCUUCACAGGAGACACCCACACCUGAGGACAGCACAGAGAUCAAAGACACAGAAAAAGUGAAGAGUUUCUGGAGCUGUGUCUUGUCCUGGUUCUUCCUGUGGCACCUGCUCUGGUUGUCCAUAAUGCAGCUGAGACACUAUCUGUUCAUCGGGACGCUCAACCCCAAACUCAACCGGCUGGCCGACAGUGACCCCCAGCUCGUAAGUGAGUACACCAAUGCUUUCGCUGUGACCCAGCUGUUUGGGGUCCUGUGUGCUCCCUGGAACGGACUCAUCAUGGACAGACACAAGGGGAAACCUCUGGCUGCUGGAGAAACCGAGCAGGAGGCCGACCUGCGCUCCUCCUGCCUGUCUCUGUUCCUGACCUCGCUGCAGUGCCUCCUCUUCUCUGUUUGCGCCACCAUACCCGUGCUCCCGCUGCAGUACCUCACCUUCAUCCUGCAGGUCCUCAAUCGCUCCUUCCUCUACGGGGGGAACGCGGCCUUCAUUAGCAUCGCUUUUCCAUCCUGUCACUUUGGGAAGCUAUACGGUCUGGUGAUGUCCCUCUCUGCUGUCAUCUCCCUGCUGCAAUAUCCCUGCUUCACCCUGGUCAAAGGAGCUCUGGACGGAGACCCCCUAUAUGUGGACAUCGCUCUCACUCUCCUCACUCUGCUGGUCUUUAUUCAUCCCGUCUACAUCUUCAUCCACUGUAGGAGAGAAGCCAGCAGUAGGAAGAACAACACGGAGGCUGAGGUCACCCAUGACUGCCGAACGAAAACUACGGAGAUUUUGUUCUCGCAAAACUUUUAGUUUGCAGCACAUUAUUAGUUUUACAUUUCAUUUCAUCCAUUUCAUUUUAUAUUUGAAAUUCUUUUCAAACUGUUCGUCUUCAUUGUUUUUAACUAGAAACUACAGAUGACAACGUAUUUUCAAAAUGUUUUUACUAAGGGCUGGGACUUUAACACGUUAAUUACGAUUAAUUAAAAUAAUACGUUAAAAAAGUAACACAUUUAAUCACACCUUUCUCGGUUCCAUAAUUUCUGGCACACUGGUGCACACUACAGCCUGGUAGGUGGCGGUAAUAAACCUGAAGUCUGUUUAUCAACCAUGAAGAAGACGCACAGGACAUGUCAGCGCCAGGCGUAAACUAACCGUGACGUCACCCGUUGGUUUCAACGCCGAGAAAAUGAAGCCCGGAUUUUGCUACUUCCUGGUCGCCGUUUUGGAUUUUUUGGAGCCAGUGACGUAAAAAGCGUCAUCAAACAGACUGGACCGGAGAGCAACUAGGGGCAGGAUUGGCUGAGGACUCUCUUAUCCCGCCCACAUUUUACCGCAGAGGCUUCUGUUGCUGUCUAUCAAGUAUAGCCACGCCCCCUGGCUCCGCCAACUUUAAGGAUUCAUUUAAAAUUCAGUGUUGAUUUAUUUUAAGAUCGGCCACCUGAUCUCUCAUUUUGACCAUGAAAACUAACGGGAAAAAAGUCCUGAGCUGUAGAAAAUCAAUCUAUCAAAUUUUAUUUUUUCUAAAAAUGAAUUGGGGUCUAUGGAGAAAAAGCUUUUUGGAGCCAACCCAAGCGGACGGCGUGAUAUUGCAAGUUUUUGACACUUCCGGGUUGGCUUCAAUUCUGGAGCCAGAUGUUACGUCCAUUAUAUAUACAGUCUAUGGUCAGCGCACAAGCAAGUUUGGUGAACAGUGAAGGAAGACGAGACGGCAAAUAGUCAUGAAAAUAAAGAAAAACAAUUAAAUGAGAAGGUGUGUCCAAACUUGUGACUGAUAGUGUAUAUAUCUAUUCAUUGAUUCAGUCAUCAACCAGAAUUUGAAUUGAAAAACUUUGCUUUUUGUGUGAAAUACUGCUCUUUGACCAAAAUGUGAAUCAUUGCCUGUAACUAAUACAUUUUUUUAAUCACUAGUUUUUAGCUUUGUAAGGGAACUGAGAUCAUUUUUUUUACAUUUUUUAGAAAAUGUUUUUAAUGUCUGUCAGAACAGACACAUGCAUUUUUAAUGUUUAAUAAAAAAAUGUUGAUAAAUG
This is a messenger RNA of Acanthochromis polyacanthus (spiny chromis), 3162 nucleotides long. It is a transcript of the gene slc43a3a, whose product is annotated as solute carrier family 43 member 3a. Gene Ontology annotation, biological process: transmembrane transport. The transcript has 13 exons. Gene Ontology annotation, molecular function: transmembrane transporter activity. Bases 416 to 1945 code for a protein of 509 amino acids. Lineage: Eukaryota; Metazoa; Chordata; Actinopteri; Pomacentridae. The record is from RefSeq and is a predicted model, not a curated record.